AUGGAGCGGGUGUGGAGACGUGUUCAGAGCGCUGGACGUCGUGGUACAGCCGGACGCUGCGGUUGUUCCAUACAACCAUGUCAACUGCACGUGGAUCAACGAGCAAAACGUGGUGGCAACAACCGCAAAUCUCAUGGUCCUCAAAAAAUAGUUUGUUCUUGUCAAGUCCAACCAUGUCCUGUUCAUCCUGUGCUUAUCAGGGUACGACGCACGCGGCCUCCAAACAGCUGCGACUGUCCGCCAGAGUCACAGCCGUGUCCUCACGUAAAUCGACCCUCAUCCUCGCGGCGAGUCAGAAGGUGUGAUUGCACUGAGAAGCCCUGUCGUCAUAAUUCAGCCCCAGGAGUAUCUCGUCGUCGUCCCCAAGGUUCCUUCUCAUUCCCUGCAGCUCCUCCACCCCCACGAAUUCAGAAUCCCAACAUCGAUGCAAUCUGCAAGUGUCCCGAAGGCCCGAAUUGUCGGCAUGCAGCGGGAAAAGAUAAUUGUGAAUGUGAAGCUAAGCCCUGCGUUCAUACAAUUAAACCACGGCGUUCACGAUACACGUGCGAGUGUACGAGCCAACCAUGUAGUCAUUCAAAAUCAGCAGAAGGACGUAUUAAGCGUGUCAAGUGUCGAGUUAGAAGAGCCGGAUGUGCCAUGGCUAGAUGUACUGCAGAAUUGGCAAUGUUGAGACUUCAUUGGGAACUUGCUACCGAGUGCGCGCCCUGCAAACCACGCGCUCUUACGCGACGUUUGUGUCGUCGUCAGCAGAGUGAUAACGAGUUAUAUAGGAGUAAUAGCUUCAAGUUUGAGAGGUUCGAGAGGACUAAAGAUGAAUGUGGAACUCCGAUUAGAAAACAGGUGUCGCUUUGUGACGAUUACAGUCUUCCCGUUGACUUUGUGAAUAAACGACGUCCUGCUAGUGCUGCUGCAGUUACAUCUACGGUACAGUGGGCAUUACCAAGCCCCAGUGUAGAGAAUGUGGAAGUUGAAGUAGUAGAGCAAUAUUGCGAUCCACGGGACAGCAAAAAUCGAGCUUACGUAGAACCAGGAGCAGAAACAUCCCUCCCUGCAAUAUACAGUAAAAUAAAUCGUAACUACUGUCGUCCCUAUACAGAUCCUUCGGCGUCUGACUCUUCCUGCAAUGAAGAACUCCGAGGCCAUUCUUAUCAACGUAAAUUUAAAAAUCCUUCGAGAGCGUCCACUGCAGGAAAAGACUCCCGUUUGAGUAAUAAUUCAAUAUCUCAAGACGGUGUGACUGUGGAUUGUGUGGCUUUGGUUCAUAUUACUGACCAAUCACCUACUGAAUCCAAUCCACCAGUGCGUCAUCCAUCACCUUAUUACUACGGAGAUCUUUUUAAAACACCAGAACAACAACAAAAGACUCAGCCCAAUAAGUAUCGAAAAAGUGUAAGCCUUGACGUACCAGGUGACAGAUCGAGAACGCCGGUUUUACCUAAAAGGAAUUCAGUCGCUGGUGAUGGAGGUUCACCUUACGUCUCUUCUUCAAACCCACAACAAAGUCAAGAUCUAGUAAGUCCUACGGGAAGCGAGCAUGCAGUACCAUCAAAGAACAACGAGAUACUCUCAUCGUGUAUUAUUACUGAGUGGGAUCACACCCUGAUGCCUCCACAUCGUCUGUUAAGUCAUGAUCUACCCAAUACUGUGUGUAUGUGCGUGGCAUCAGCUGACGAAGAUGAGUUAGAAGCACCAAUAAAGGUUGCGCGACAUCAAGUGCGCAAACUGAGACGAUCGAAACGCAUAGAGCCACAGCAACCAGCGCUCAUUGAAGACGAAUACGACGUUGAAGCUGAGAAACCUGGAGACGAAGCAGAUAUUGAAGAAGAAGAUAUUGAAGAAAUUGAUGACGAAGAAAUGGCUAGACAACGGCAUUUGUAUGAGACAGCGUUUGAUAGUAAAGUUAGUCGGUCUGAUGACGACCUUGAUGAUGUUGACAGAGUUACAAACCAUCCAGUGUUACACUCUCAUGUGAGAACAAAUGUAAAUACAUCUCAAUCUAGAGCAAGUUCGUCGGUUGAAGCAUCAAAGCCACCAUCACAGAUUCAUUAUAUAGAAUCUCAACAACAAUCAAAAGACCACAGACGAAAAGUUGUCUUAUUGCGACCAAAGCCAAUUCCUGGUAGAUUGCAACAUCAUCCGACUGAUAUUACGAGUAUUUCUCAAGAAAUAGAAUCUCUUCAAAUAAAUUCUGGAGAUGAAAAGGUAUCAUCUCCCCGACUCCCCACACGAGAAUAUACUCCUUCGCCACCUUCAACUGCGCCUUUGCCUGUUAAAUUCCAUGGAAAUAAAGAUCAUCUUCUAUUGAAUAUUCGCAGUGCACCAAAUUUACCCUCACAGCCUGACCAUCCACGACUAAAGGACAUGAGACUGCCUGUAAAAUCGCUGAGAGCUAAGGAUUCCCCUCAGAGCAGCGAGAGUAGCAUUCUGGAGAUCAAAAGUCGACCUAAAAGCUUGGUACAAGAGAACAACGAAUCAUAUGUUCGCAGAACAGAAAAAGAGAUUAUUCUCGAGUUCAAAGGAAGGCCAAAAGAAGAACGACAACGUCCAAGAAGCUUGGUCAGAGAGAGUAGACCGAUUAUGGAGUUCAAGGGAAGGCCACAUGAAGCUGAGGGUGAUCUGCCGAGACCCAAGAGAGAGUCCGGCUUGAUAGAAUUUAAACUUCGUCAAACUAGACGAAGAAUCGGAUACUCCAGUACUGAAAGUAUGGCAACCAGUAGCAGCGGAGGUAGUAUGGAAUCAUUGAGAAGCAGUACUAGCGAGGGAAAUAGGUCAACCAGCAGUUCAGAAAGUAGACACAGUACGAGCUUAAGUUCUCACAGUUCUGAUAGCGGUAGUACAAAUUGCUUCCAUCAUCAUCACCAUCAUCAUCAACAACCUGCUUCUGGUUUUCUAACUUACCAUGCAUCCAAACUUCACAUUUUAUCACCCAUAUCCGACAAGUCGUCGCAAGAACCAGCUUCUGAAACUUCGGAUAACAAUCGUAACAACAAUUCUCAAAAAGCAUCACCAGAAGAAACAUCCACUGAAAACAUUACAACCAAUGUUAACACAAAUACAAAUACCACAAAUAUUGUAUCCCCAUCAACAGAUACCUCGUUUAAAAAACGUCGAGCACCACAGAAUAAAAAUUUAAUCAAUUUAGCUCUUCAAUCAUCGUCAUCUGGGGAUGCUGAAAUUCAAGGAUCAGACAGUGGUAUUUCUAUUGAAUCACGUGCAGGCAUUAAAUGUAAACCAUUUGGCUUUCAUUUACUCAAACCACAAAUCGACAAUAUCAAUUUAGUUGACAAUGAACCUGAUUUAUCUGAUCUACCUUUCGAUAUGCCAAAACUUCGUAGAAGAAGACUGCUUAUGCAGCAGGAUGCAACCACUUCAGGCAGUGCAACUAGCGUAGAUCUCAGGGAUCUUCCAUUUGACAUGCCAAAAUUAAGAAGGAGAUUAAGGUGUACACAGAGUACAGAAUCCAGUGCUUCUCAAGCUUCUUCAAGCCUUUCAAUUAGAGAUGUUGACCCACCUCCACUCUUCGGCGGCAGUGUGGCGCGUCCAAAGAUGACGCUUAACUUGGAAGCUAAUGGUGGAAAUGGCGGAAAUGGGGGUGGUCUCCCAAUGAUGAAGAAACCUGGUGGAUUGAGUCUUGGUCUUGAGCUAACAACUAGCCGUGCAUCUGCGGAUCUUGUAGACGUUGAAUUACCACUUGAAAGACAAGGAUGGUAUCAUGGAUCGAUAACGAGAAUCGAGGCUGAGGCAGUACUGAGACUCUUGCGAGAAGGAAGCUACCUUGUGAGAAACAGUGAAUCGACUAAGCAGGAUUAUUCUUUGUCGUUGAAGAGUGCUCGAGGAUUUAUGCAUAUGAGGAUACAGAAGAAUGAAGAAUUAAAUGCUUACAUUCUAGGACAAUUUAGUAAACCAUUUGACAGUAUACCAGAAAUGGUUCGUCAUUUCAGCGUGAAUCGUCUUCCGAUACGAGGAGCUGAACAUAUGUGUCUUUUGCAUCCAGUCAUAGCGCAACUGUUGUAGCGCUUCUAUCGUAGCGCCCUUUAAGGCGCUGAUCAUCUAUAUAUUUCAUGAAGAGCACAUGGACUUGUCAUUGAAAAAUACGUGCAAUGGAUUCUCAGUCGAUCUUAUGAUAAAGACAUGGAGAUAGGAAGACAAAUAAGCAAUGCACGUUUCUACGUAAAUUAUUCUCAAUGUUUUUGUAAAAUUUGCUCGAUUUGGUAUCCAUAGCACGAUGCAUUGUUUACGAAAGAGAUGGGAUCAUCUGUGAGAGGACAAUAAUUGAAUUGAUUGGAUUACUACGUUGUCGGUGAAUCAUAAAAAUUAUUACAGUACAAAAUACGACAGAUUCAUUCGUAAAUAUACAUUCAAUUAAAAAACUAACAAAUGAAAUGAGUAAAAAGAGCUUGAUAAAUAUUAGGUUUUAAUUGGUUAAAAAAAAAUAUUUUAAUGUUUUUUAAAUUUGUGUCUGGAUAAUUUUAUUAACAAAGAUCAAUUCUUUACUAUGUAUGUAAUGUACUUCAGGGAAUUUUAGAUGUUUUUGGUAAAACGUACUCUUACGUAACUGUAUUACGAGCAACGUAUGUACGUCCGAAGAAAAUCUAGUUGUCUUCCCCAAUUAAUAGCGUAAUCUACCUCCGCUACACUUGAUACUACAUAAUGCAUUUUAGACGAACGUUAACUUUGAAAAUUUUUCUGAACUGAUACAAUAUAAUUUAUUGAGUCAGAGACAAUGUAAUGAUUUUUACCGAAAAAAUAAAACUGAAUUUUGAUAAAUAAAAUUUAAAAACAAAAAGCAUUUGAGAUUAGAAAUUAUCUUGGAAAGUCAUCAUGUCUACAUAAUUUUCCACAUUGAUGAUUAUUAAAAAGAAAGUACUUAUUUUAUGCAACUAAUAUUGCAUUAAGUGAAGCUAAAAUUCAUACCAACAAUCAUGUAUUUCAAGUACAGGAGGUUUGAGGACAAAAAAAAAUAAAAGAGUAAGAAAAUAAUUUUUAAAUUCAAGUUGUUUUAAAAAAAUAAAAUUUAACUUGAUUUAUUAUAAUUUUUAUAUUUAAUUGAAAGUAAAUAAUUCUUUUAAAGUUAUAAAUAUGUUAGGUUAUUAUUAUAUUUAUUGAUUUAAAGAAACAGGAACUUAUAUACAAAACAUGCGAAAAUAAAAAAAUUCAAUUUUAACUUGAAUGAGAAAACUAUUCGAAACAAUCAUAAAGUUUCUAAAAUAAUGGUUUUAUUUUCCACUCGACUGCACCGUGAAAAGAAGAAUUGUCUCAUAGAAUAAGAGAUUAAAAAAUCUUCCAUCCAAAUAAACACAAUAAAAAUUCGGCAAAGGACAAUUAAAUUUUUAUUCUAAUCAAUGCCAAAGUUGAACUUCCAUAAAAAUAUCAAGAAUUUGUACCUCAAAUUAUUUAAAAUGUCAAAAACUAUUAAAUUAGUUACUCAAUCUUUUAUUUCUUUCCUUCUAUGUCAUUUAGUUUAGACUUAGUAGCAUAAAAUUUAAUACUUGAUUUAAUGAAUAGCUUUCAGUCAAACUGUAACACUAAAUUUAAUUAUAAAUGGUAAUGAUUUAUUAGUUGAUAAAUCAUGGGUCAUCAAUUCUUAACAAUGCAUAAAUAUAAGUGUUAAACGAUUGCGAUGCAACAAACACAUAUUUUUUCAUGUGAUAAUAAUUUGUUACAGAAUUAGCCUAGUUUUCAUCUGUGAUUUAUUGAUACUUUAUAACUAUGUAUUAGUUAUGUAUCAUCGUGUGCAAUGAACAUCAAAUAAUUUACUUAUCAAUUAAUUGAUUAAUCAAUUAACGAUAAUUCGAUAAACAAAAUUAAAUUACUUUUUAAGCUAUCAUAAUUUCUCUAGAAUAAUUAUCUAUCUCAACAUGAGUAGGUGUGAUUCAGUUAUAUUGACAUACUUAUAUUUAUAAUUUAUUAACGAAUACGUCCAUAACCGUCUUAUGACAAAUAUGAAAAAAUUAACGAAAUGAAAAAAAAAAAAUUAGAAAGUGAAACAUAGCUGGGGGAAAACUGUUGAAGAAGGUGUACAAAGUUGCGCAAGAUGAUUGAUCCGUUGAAAUUUAUAUUACAUUUAUAUUUUUCUAUUUUUUAAAUAUAGGGUGUUUUGUUUGUAGAUUUGAAAGAAAUCCAGUCCUAUCCAAUAGUAAUCAUUUGAAUAUAAUUAUUAAUUAAGCACGUAUUUUAAGCUGCCAGUAUUAUUAAUUGUAAUUAAUACAUGAUGCAUAUCGACGUGAUCGUUUAAUGGAAAUAUAAUUAUAUUAUUAAAGGCCAUAUAAUAAGGUAAUAUAUUUUUCGUCACUGCUCUUAGCACAAUAUUAAUUGCGUGGGUCGUGUUUCAUAUGUUGAUUUAUUCAUAAGUCAUAAAAUUCGCAUUAAACUCUAGUGUUAAUUAUUAAUAUUAUUAUAAUUAUUAUUGAUUAUUGUAAUUAUAUUUAUCAAUAUUAUUAUUUUAGAUAAGCAACCCUAAUAUUUAUUCUAUACUGUCGUAUCACAUGAUUAAGAUUAUGGCUGACGUGUAGAUACUCCUUGUACCUUAAAGUUUAUAUGACGUAGAUCAGCUCCAGUAAAAUGAUUAAUAUUGUAAUAAUUAUUAAGUCUAGUCCAGGUCGUAUAGGGCCUAUUAGUCGUCCCUUAAUAAUUAGGUAUUUAUUAUUUAUUAAGAAAGAUCAUGUCCAAUAUAAUCUUAAUGUCUGAUAAAUUACCAUGUCAAGUAA
This is a messenger RNA of Chelonus insularis, 6707 nucleotides long. RefSeq names its product heavyweight (gene hwt). The transcript is spliced from 8 exons. Bases 1 to 4014 code for a protein of 1337 amino acids. Lineage: Eukaryota; Metazoa; Arthropoda; Insecta; Hymenoptera; Braconidae. Gene Ontology annotation, molecular function: phosphotyrosine residue binding. The record is from RefSeq and is a predicted model, not a curated record.